GCGCGGGGUGUCCAGAGAAAACAAGAGGGGAAUAAACAUGAUGACGAUAUUGAAGCGUUGGUCUGAUAAGACAGCGCAGUCCCGAGUGAAGCAAAACACUCUGAGUCCCGCAAGCUCCGUAACCAGAGGAAAACUUGAAGUUUGAAGCCUCAGGCUACCGGCGCGGGGGCAUGCGCCCCGAACGGAGCAGAAAAGAGUGCAUGAAAAUCGUCGCUGCGCAAAUGCGACACCGCAGAGAGAAAUUAAAGAUUCGAAUCUUGAAAAAGAAGUGCCGAUGCUGAAGCAUACGGCUCCGGGCCGAUCCCCUCGCCUUCGCGCGCAUGGGCGAGGAAUGGGAGGAGGGAUGGAGAGUGAAAAAACCAGUUCAAAACACUGGGGCCCAGCAAAGCUGGAGCGGAUUCUCGAAUCGUGCCGCGCACGCAACAGGCUCGUGGAGUACGCAGGAAGAGGGGGGGGGACAGGGGGAAAGGAAGGGGCGGGGGGGGCGAGGAAUGGGAGGAGGGAUGGGGAGGGAUAAAACCAGUUCAAAAAACACGGGGCCCAGCAAGGCUGGAGCAGAAAAGUGAACUGUGCUGUUCGAGAAAAUGUUACAAGGUCUGGAUGCUCGUCAGCUUGGUGGCUUUGAUCGUCACGCCUGGCGUCGACAUGCACUUCGCAAAGCUUAGCGAGAACGUCGCCUCUCGUAGGGGGACAAAGACUGCCAUAAACAUUAAGACUCGGAGGUCCGCGCACCGCGCGCUGGGGGCGGCGCCAGAGGCGCCGCCAGGGAACCCCAGCGCCGAUCCGAGGAACCCGCACGGACGUCCGCAUCUCUAUGGUUAUGACAUCGUUUGUUCCCCUGUCAGGUCGCUCACCACCCUCGGGCCGCCCGCGGCUGCAUGCGCGGAUGCGGAAGUGGAAGCCAACGCUUGCGCGAGGGCGCCUCCUCUCAUCAGCGCUUGCGCGAAGGCGGGCUGAAACUGACUCGCGGACCCGGUCUGGCCCCGAAGCAGGUCCUCGCGAAGCCGUAGGGGUCGGGCGGACCGAGGAACACCUCGGCGGCGCCUGUCUCAUAUGGACAGCGUCCGCGGCCACACCGACAGCGAGCCCUGUUCGACCAUGAGCAGGUGCGGGCACGAUCUGUACCCAUAUCCGCUGCGUCUUGGACUUUCUGGGAAGAGGCACCAACAGGCUGCGGCGUGGUGGAUGUGGGUAAACAUCUGACCUCUAGGGGCGAAACUGUUCUGUCCAUAUCCACGGCGCCUCUGGUUUCGGAGCAAGGCAGCCCGAAACCCCAAGACGCAGUGGACGUGGGUAAAAGUCUUAAACGCAGCAGGAACUGAUGUCGGUCUUCGCACCCAUCCUUGCCGUACCACUUCCCAUCCUGCCGAUCCUGGGAGCCGAGCGGUCCCUCGGCCGGGAGGCCAGCGCCGACCCGGGAAGCUGCGCGCCGGCGCACGCCGUGCCUGCCAUUGGCGGGCCGCCGCUCGGGGGGAGGGGUGCACGGGGGGGGCUGCAGCGCGUUGUCGCGAAGGGUGCUCGGCCUGCGGACCUCUUAAAACCGGUGGCUGCGGAUGGAGAGGGAAAAGAUUGACUGACUGACUGACUGACUGACUGAGUGACUGACUGAC
This is a messenger RNA of Prorocentrum cordatum, 1610 nucleotides long. NCBI's taxonomy places the organism in Eukaryota, Dinophyceae, Prorocentrales, Prorocentraceae. The record is from the annotation of a GenBank genome assembly.